GUGAAACCUCUUUAUCCUCUUCUCCCUCCCACUUGACUCUACUCGGAUCCUCCUGCUUCCCUAAACUCAUUGACUCAUAGAAACACACUCCUGCUCUAAUAUUUGUGCUGCCCUUGGGUCCAUCUGCGUAGUGCACACCUGAACUGCUCUGCUCUAUAAUAGAAUCUUAAAGUAACUUUACUGAACUCCUGGAGUGCAGCUCUCUCCCCAGCUGCAGCAUGGCUGGCAUUGUCUGGUUGCUUCUUCUGGCCUUCUCUUCUCUAAUCACUCUUUCAGGAGCAGAAGACUUUGUGCCACCUCAAUAUAAUGUCAGCCUGGACCUACCACCAGACCAACGCUGGGAGCCAGUGCUCAAGCAAUACAACUCCACUUACCUGAGGGAGACUAUGUACUACCUGUUUGAGUAAGUGACAGUUGCAGAGACUUGCUUUGUAAGAAAUAGGUUCUCAGAUAAUCAGUAAUUGAAGGUUUAAUAUUUGCUCGGCUUGUUGUUGUUUUAAAUAUCCAAGAAUUUAGCAACAAAUUGUUUAAAAAAAUUUAUUUGCAGUAUUUUUACAGAAUGUAUUUUGUUAACUAGAAUUUGUUGUGAAAAAAAAAGGUUCCAUAUUCUCCAGUCUAUUCCAUUACAUUAACUUUAAUACUUUUCAUAUUAUUUAGUAGUGAAAUGUGUUGAUUGAUUAAUGCUAGUGUAUCUUAAUUUAAGAUGGAGCUAGUAAAAUUGAAUAGAUUGUAAAAUUGCUAAUUAAUAUAUUGAUGUAUCACUACCACUAUUGGUCAAUUUAUUAUACUAUUAUUCUUCAUUUGACUGUAUUGUGUUGAUAAAGUUUCUAUAGAUAUCUCAUUUUUCAAUUGAGAUAGAUGUAUUGUAACUUUAUUAACACAAUACAGCCAAAUGAUGAAUAAUAGUAUAAUACAUUUGUGAUAUAUAUAUAUACAGUGGUAGUGAUAUAUAUCAAUAUAUGAAUUAAUAAAUUAUGCUAUUUAUCUCUCAUUUCAUUUGUGUCAAAAAGCAACACUCCAAGCACCAUAACCACUACCAGGUCCUUGAUGUGCCCCAAGAUAAGAGUGCCAUAAUUGUAGCACAGCUAGAAUACUUACCUGGAUCCCAACAGCACCCGCGCCAGGCCUCACCUGCCUGCUAAGUGCAUCCGCUGUACUUUACUCUACAGUGACAUUCUGCUUCUCUUGCUGGAGACCAGAUGUGGCUGCUGCACUUCAGGGAGACGAAGAUAAGUUGUUAAACCAUGCUAAAAUGGUUUGACACAUUACUGUAGGAUGGCGCCAGGGCAAUUCUACAGCGUACUGAAGUGGUUAUGGUGGUUAGAGUGUUCCUUUAAAGCUCUUAAUUUUCUUAUUUGAUCUUGCCAUUUAUUAGAUACACUGUACCUAUAAUUCCUACCUGUUGCUAGUUUUGCCAAAAUAAUGCAUAGCUUCUACUAUUUAUGCCUUGCAAUCCAUUAUUAAAGUGGGACUGUUAAAUAUCUGAAAAUGACAGUUUACCAUUAGCUCACCCCAGUAAAUGCUAUUAAAGCUUACCUCUGUAAGUACUUCUGUGUCCAGCAGUGGUGGCUAAAAAUAUUAUAAAAUGGUGUGGUGCCAGACUCCACCCAUUGAAUCUAACCCCGCCCAAUCAAUUAAACUCUGCCUCCUGUCCUAAACCAGAUUACAAUGGAUUAUAUUAGCAAAUGCUUCAAAAACCAACCUAUUGUGAGUUACAAGCCAUAACACAAAAUACAGUGAGUUGCAGUAAGACAUUUUUUAAAGAUUCAUACUCAGCAAAAUAUGAGUAAACAUUGUUUGAGAAGUAGCAUUCUCAGUUUUAUACAGGUAUGCCAUAAAUGGAUAAUAAAUGAUAAAUCUACUAGUUCUUCAGCAAUAAAACUCACAGUAAUGUGCAUUACUGUAUCGCAGAAUUCCACAGCAAUAAACUUCAUAGUAAUGCGCAGUGAAAUAACUUUGUCUAGCGUACAAGUAUAAGUGCAUCAGAAAGAUCCACACUAAUGUGCCGUAGUAAAGCUCAGUGCUUAUAAGUGUAUUACAGAAUUCCACAGCAAUAAAAGCCAUAACAAUAUGCAGUAUAAAGUACAUAUUGGAGUUUCACAGUUAUAAAUGUGUAUAAUGUGUCUCUUACUGCCCCCAGCCCAUUUGUGUGUCUUUCUCCCAAGCCCUUUAUAUUUUUCUUCCCCUCGGUACCUUGUCUUUUUCUCACCAUGAGCCCCUUUGUGUGUCUCUUUCUUCCCAAGUCUCUUUGUGUAUGUAGUUUUCCCCUUCCCAUGCCCCCAUUGAAGGUCUACUUGUCUCCCCAGCCCCACUAUGUCUCUUCAUUCCAGUACCUUGUCUCUCCCCUGCAGCCCCUCUGUGUGUCUCUUUUUCCUCUUCCUAUGCCUCUUGGUGUGUCUUUCCCCGCCCCUUGAUGUGUGUGUGUCUCUCACCCCGUCCCUUGUGGUAUCUCUUUAUUUCCCCAGUUCUCUGUGUGUUUCUCCCUCUGAGAACAUUUGUGUGUAUUUUUCCCUUCCCCACGCCCCUUUGUGUUUCUCUUUCUCCCCAGUCCCUUUCUGUGUACCCUUAGCACCUCUCUGUGUCUCUCCCCAGCACCUUGUCUCUUUGUCGUCCCCCUCCCUACUCCCAUCCAGCCUUGUCCCUUUUCCCUCCUGGUGUUCCUGCAUAGCUUCUUGUACCAUGCCACAUGGACCCUGGUGGAGGGUCUUCUGUUUUCUCUAUAUGGACUGAGAGGAAGUUGUUUGGUGCUGUCAGUGAGCAGCUUUCUGUCAGUCUGGGUAGAGGAUAUAUAAUAUAUGUAAAUAAAUAUAAAUAUACCCUAUUUAUUUACUCAUACACCCUAUAACAUAUGCAGCAAGCCAGGCAUUUUUGAAGGGGAUGCUGGAGGGCCUUCUUGUCCAUGUUGUUACUGUCAACAACUUUAGAAAAGGAACAGCAAACAGGCAGAGAUGACAGAGUAAGUAAAUUAAUGAACAGGGAAAGUGUAUUUGCAGAACCUUUAAUAGUGGUUGCCUAUAGGCACAUUCUUUUGUGAAGUCCAGGGAUGCAUGCUACCAGGGAUGCAUGCUGCCUGCUGCUCACUCUUCACCGUCACUUAUUAUUAUUACUUCAUGUAGUAAGGUUGUAGCAAAGCAGAGUUUAUCUGCAACAUUUUUCAAAUGAGAUAGAUGUAUUGUAACUUUAUAAACACAAUACAGCCAAAUGAAGAAUAAUAGUAUAAUGAAUUGACCAAUAGUGGUAGUGAUAUACAUCAAUAUAUUAAUGAGCAAUUUUACAAUCUAUUCCAUUUUACUAGCUCCUAGUUUUAGUCCUUCAGUAUGUUUCCACACGAACAGUCAGAGACUACUUUCAAGUAUGCAAAAAAAUUUUUGAAACAAGAAACAAGUGGAUAAAGCUAUGUGACAUAUGUCCAGAGAUAGAACCUUCCAUAAGCACAGUGUGACCGGCACAAAGGCAGACGUAAGGCUGAAUCAUGGUCAAAAACUGAAAAUAACCACGAUUCCAGACCUUCUUCCUCUUUUCAGUCGGCCCUUGUUCUGCUAACCUUUUCUAUUAUCUCCCUGCAGCUCAUUUUGUCUCCCACGCCAGCCAUUUUCAAUCUGUUUCUUCCCGUUACUCUUUUCAUUUUUUAAACUCUUCUCUUUUAAACAUAUUUCCAAUUCUCUUUCUCUCUUGUUUCCCCAGCAUUUCUGUGCCUUUCACCAACCCACCACAUAAUUUUGUGCAGAAUUCCUCUAGUAGUCCCUUCCAGUUCCAGCAUCCGCCUUAUUAUAGGUUCACAGCAAAUAACUUUAUUUAAGAUGUUCCCACAAGACCCCUCCCCCCUCUUUAUUUAACCUCAGGCUCAGUCCUUUUAAUUCUGCCCCAUCAUCUUUUUUCUUUCAAGACGGUAUUCACAAAUCGCCAUUAGUAUUUCUUACCUAUCUCCUCCACUGCACAUUUUUUCAUACUUGUACACCAAGGCAUUUUCACUCUCUCCCUUAUAUCUGCAGGCAUACGGUCAAUGUACUUGGAUUAAUUUAAUAAAAUUACCAACAAUUUCAAUAUUGCAUGAGUAUACAGCCUUGUGCUGCAUAACUAAUCUCAGUUCCAUGUUGAAUAACUAGAUAGGCUAUAAUAUAUAUUUAAAUAGAUUUUUCAUCCAAAAGCAUUUUAUUAAAAUCAUUCUGAUUUAAAAAAAUAAAUAAAAAUAUCUAAGUUUAAAUGAAAAGGGUCCACUUUAUUUGAUCUCCUUUUUUGAAAUCAUCAAUUUUCAUCCACCCUGACCAUGUCAUUGAUAAGCUUUCGUUGGGAUGUGUCCAGAUCCAUGAAGGAAUAUCAGAAAAUAGACAAGUUCGCACAUCAAAGAAAGAAAGUUACCUGCACACUUCCUAAAUCCUUACGCAUAUUUAAAUAAAUGCAGGUUAUUUAGUAACUCCGAUGGCCAUUAGAUGGAAGCCCACCUGCCACGUCAAGGCAAACCUCUUAGGUGGGUCCUACACUGACUAUUCACCUUGCUUCCUUGAGCUUCAGGCAAUUAAAUCUAUUUGAGAUAUCAACACAAUGUCUAUGGAACAUCGAUUUUUUAAAAUCCUAUUAAUGCAUAUAAUGCCACUAUGUGUUAAUACAGGUACAGGAACAAUCUAUGAAGCUUAGUUAAUGUGCCCUGGACAAACAAAAAUAUUUAACAUACAUACAAACACACAUAUAAAAGAAAGUAAAGAGGAAGAGAGAAAAUUUGCAUAGUAAUGACCAGCUGGUUUGAUUGUCAUUUUCUUUGUUUGUAAUCUUAAGGUUCCGAAUAAUAGUUCUGCAACUGACAUAUCUUUGAAUAUUUUAUUUCAGCAUGAGUAUCCCUAAGUGGGCCCACGUCGUCAUCCUUCCAAUUACAGAUAUUGAUUUAUUUCUCUUGGCUAAGGAACCCUAUGCUUCAGAGAUCCUUGGUAUUGCCAAAACCUUGGGUGUUCAUCCUGGGGAUGUGCUCGGUCUAAACCUUGUUUAUGAAGCCACAGCGUAAGUAUAGACAAGUCAAGACAAAAUGUCAGCAUUUAAUAAGUAGAACAUAAAGCAAAAUUACAGUGAAAUAUCACAAUAUAAGAAUUAUUUAUUUAUUGUAUUGGACCUGCAUAGCUCAAUGAAAAUAUAUUUGCUGCACUGGUACACUGGGGAACCAGUAAGUUGUUUAAUUGGACUAAAACUGUUUUGCAGAUCACUCAAUGUAGGUCCCAUGGCACUCCAGGGACCAUAGUCAAUACAGUCUUUUAUGGUGAUUGGAUGGUUUUUUAUAUGAUGGGUAAUUCAAUUACUGAUCUUUAAUGGGUUAAAUGAAGCUAAAAAAGCUUAUGCUAGAUUUUUCAUGGUACAUUAAAGCCUUCAACAUGCUCACUAACAUUGGAGGCACAUAAAGGAGGCACAUAAAGGAGUACUGCAAUUUUAUGUGUGUUAAAAGUUAUUUUGUAUACACUAAAAAGCUGCCUCCAUAGCUGUCCUUCUUACUGUCCUGAUGUGAAAUAUUUAUGUCUAGAGGUGAGCUCAAAGUACAACUUUGAUAAUCUGUCAAGAUAAUUUACCUAAUUGGACACGAUGAAAUGAAAACAGCUAAGUGUUAUUUUUCAACUAUUUAUGUUAGAGGUCAUCUUGUUGAUUUCAUAAUGUUUAAACAAGGCAUGUCAAACUCAUCAAAUUGCACAAUUGGCCAAAACCCAAGGAAGAUCCCCUAGCUCUGAAACAGUUCUGCAUAUUUAAACAUUGACAUAGAUAUAUGUAUAUACAUAGUUACACAGCUAACUGUUAGGACGCUCCAUGCUAUCCUGGAAAUAAGGACACUUUACACCAUUAGGACAGUAUGGAAUGUCCUUUACUUUUGGUGCGAACAGGGUUAAAUUCCUUGGGGCCCCAAGUAUCAGUCGAUCAGGGCUGCCAUCAGAAAGUUUUGGGCCCCUAACACAGUUCAAGGUCUGGGACCCACCUCCAAGUCUGCACUCAGGACCCAUCUCCAAGUUUGCCAACAUAGCCUACCUCCAAGUCCUCACACAAGGAUGCAGUGUGUAUAAACUGAAUAUAGCAUGUGCUUAUGUAUUAGAUGCAGUGUGUGUAAAGAGGAGACGGUGUAUGUUAGUGCAUGUGUAGUGGAUAUAUUGAGUGUAUAUUGUAUGUGUGUGUGUGUGUGUAUAUAUAUAUAUAUAUAUAUAUAUAUAGUAUAUAUAUAGUAUCUCACAAAAGUGAGUACACCCCUCACAUUUUUGUAAAUAUUUCAUUAUAUCUUUUCAUGUGACAACACUAAAUAAAUGACAUUCUGCUACAAUGUAAAUUGGUUUCUGUACAGCCUGUAUAACAGUGUAAAUAUGCUGUCCCCUCAAAAUAACUCAACAGACAGCCAUUAAUGUCUAAACUGUUGGCAACAAAAGUGAGUACACCCCAAGUGAAAAUGUUCAAAUUGGGCCCAAAGUGUCUGGCCACCAUUAUUUUCCAGCACUGCCUUAACCCUCAUGGGCAUGGCGUUCACCAGAGCUUCACAGGUUGCCACUGGAGUCCUCUUCCACUGCUCCAUGACAACAUCACAAAGCUGGUGGAUGUUAGAGAUCUUGCGCUCCCCCACCUUCCAUUUGAGGAUGCCCCACAGAUGCUCAAUAGGGUUUAGGUCUGGAGACAUGCUUGGCAAGUCCAUCACCUUUACCUUCAGCUUCUUUAGCAAGUCAGUGGUCGUCUUGGAGGUGUGUUUGGGGUCGUUAUCAUGUUGGAAUACUGCCCAGUCUUCGAAGGGGGGGGAUCAAGUGUGUAUCUAGAGCAUUUGGCACCCGGGGCGGACCCUGUGUUUGACACCCCCAUGUCCCCCUCCCUCACCUUUAAAAAUGUAAGAAAACACCCACAAUUUUUUUUCAAUGUUUUCAAGAAUAUUUAGUGCACAAAUUUGUAAACUGUAUAUCAACUUGGGCUUAGAGCAUAGGGCAGAGACAGACAGAAUAUAUGCAAAAGUGCCAGGUGGACUACUAUUAUAGUAGUCAUUGGGAUGCAUGAUGGCACCACUGACAGUUCCCCUGCACCCCUUUAACAUAAAUAAUCCCCCCCUUAAUUAAAAUUUUAAAAAUGCUUGUAAGAGGAGAUCAAGGAGCUGAGUGUGAUGGGAUUUGCACUCCAACCAAGGCUGGCUGUACGACCAGCAGUACAGAUUAAGCAAUAUGGGUUUAACUGUAGUUUUAGUCUGAAAUUGUAUAUAGGUUUUCUACUAAAUCACAGAAUGUAGGUGUUGAUAAGAGUCCCCUGCACCCAGGGCCGCCAUCAGGGGGUGACAACCAUGACAACACCACAUUCCCACUAUAUGAUCGCUAUAUAUAUAUAUAUGUGCAGCUGCAGGCUCCCGGCUCCCUGUAUUUGCAGAGGGAGCCCAGCAGACUGCAGGAGCACAUUACAGCUCUUCCCUCUCGCAAUGCUUGCGGGAGUUAGAGAGAGCUUCCUUCUGGGACGACAGCCAUGCAAUGUGCUGCAUGUGGUAUGAGCACUGACAGGCUCUGCAGCAAUGCUGGCAGCACUCAUACGACUAUUUCCCAAAGACAACCUCUGGAUAUGACGCUGAGCAUAUGCACUCAACUUCUUUGGUUGACCAUGGCGAGGCCUGUUCUGAGUGGAACCUGUCAUGUGAAACCGCUAUAUGGUCUUGCCCAGCAUGCUGCAGCUCAGUUUCAGGGUCUUGGCAAUCUUCUUAUAACCUAUGCCAUCUUUAUGUAGAGCAACAAUUCUUUUUUUCAGAUCCUCAGAGCGUUCUUUGCCAUGAGGUGCCAUGUUGAACUUCCAGUGACCAGUAUGAGAGAGUGUGAGAGCAAUAACACCAAAUCUAACACACCUGCGACCUUGUAACACUAACGAGUCACAUAACAUCAGGGAGGGAAAAUGGUUGUGCCCAAUUGGACAGUUUCACCUAGGGGUGUACUCACGUUUGAUGCCAAUGGUUUAGAUGGUGUGUCUGUUAGUGAGUGAGUGUGUGUGUCUGUUAGUGAGUGAAUGUGUGUCUGUUAGUGUGUGUGUGAGUGUGUGUGUGUGUGUGUCUGUUAGUGAGUGUGUGUGAGUCUGUUAGUGAGUGUGUGUAUGUCAGGGAGUGUGUCUGUUAGGGAGUGUGUUAGUGAAUGUGUGUCUGUUAGUGUGUGUGUGUGUGUGUGUGUGUGUCUGUUAGUGAGUGUGUGUGAGUCUGUUAGUGAGUGUGUGUAUGUCAGGGAGUGUGUCUGUUAGGGAGUGUGUUACUAUGUGUGUGUCUGUUAGUUUGUGUCUGUUAGUUAGAGUGUAUGUCUGUUAGCUAGUGUAUGCGUGCCUGUCAGUGAAUGUGUGUGUCUGCUAGUGACUGUAUGUGUCUGUUAGUGAGUGUGUAUGUCUGUUAGCUAGUGUAUGAAUGUCUGUCAGGGAGGAAGGGGUGGUCGCGGGGGGUGGUGGUACGGGGGGGUGGGUGGCUGUCGGAGUUUUGUCUUGCCUAGGGCAGCACAAAACCAGGAUACACCACUGGUCAGAACGUGUGUGUAUCUCUGUGUAUUAUACACAGAGGGCGCAGGGUAUGUGUACAUACACCCCUUCAAUCAAACUCCAACACCACACACAAAAGCAGUGAGGCAAAGUGUUGUCGCCAGACAAGGGCUGCCAGGAGAACUUGGCUUCAUUCUUAUUCUCUUGGCGGGAUGGGAGGGGACAUGCCUGUAAGGGCUACACUAUCCAAAACACUGUUAUAAUACAACAUAUUUGUUUUUGGUUGGAGUAACCUCUAUUAAAGGACCACUCCAGGCACCAUAACAACUUCAUCUCAAUGAAAUUGCCUGAAGGAAUUGGACUGUUAACAAACAACUUAACCCUGACGUCUGCAAGAUGGCGCAUGAUCGCUCUGACCCUACACUUACUCUGAAUGUCUGAGACUUUAAUCAGGAAGCCUCGUAACGGGUGCCGCUAGUAGCCAGAGCCUAGCACUAUCUUCCGUUCAGAAAAGGGAGUGAAACAGAUAUGUACCUUUUUUUCCGUUAUUGAGAAGUUCUCAUGGAUUUCAAAGUGUCCCUUUAAUGAUAAUUGAUGUAUCUGAGAAGUCAAUGACGUUCGUGUGACUUCAUAAGAGAAUCAGGCAUUACUUAAGGAUUUUUUUUCUUUGCUGUGUAUUUUAAUGCCAGGUUGUCCUGUGUUAAGACGCAUGGGUAUAGAUGAUGUGUCACCUAUUGCUCCUCAGUGAAGACGAAUAGUAUUUGCGGAAGAAUAGGUUUAAAGAAGAAUAGCUUUUGGAGGAAACAAACUAUAGAAACUAUUUUGGUUUGGGGUUUUAGACUCUCAGGAAGUGAAUAAACUCUUCACACAAUAUGUUACAUGUGGAUACAUACCACUUUCAGAAGACAUAACAUCACUUCAUUAUAAGCACCUUUAACCCUGUUAUGGCCUGGGUAAGUGUGAAAUGCAGUGCACCAGUCUAAAGUGCUAACAUUCCAUUUCCCUAUUCAUUUUACUUUCAUAUGCAUGUCUACUUUAACUCAGAAGAUCAAGAUAAAUUUAUUUUAUGUAUACUUACCUUCACCUCAUGUUGUACCCUUAUGUGCUCAUCAUAGGGUUAGCCAAAUUCUACAUGAACUCUUUGAGAUUAUGUAUUGCGUAGUCAAAAAGGAAAACCCAUUCCAAGGGGGAGAAGAUAAGAGUUGUGUGCAGUUGUGGUGGUCCCGCUAGACCACCAAUGAUAGAUGAGGUGAAAAAUGUUACAGUAUUGUUAUGCCAUUAAAAAUUCUGGUGCAAGAAAAAUCCUUAGAAGAUAAUGUUUUUGUAAUUACAUUUUGCAGCAGUGUAUAAAUGACAGGUUGUAUAUUUAAUUAUUUUUCUUCAAUGUAGGUAUUGUACAAGCAUAAUAGCUCAAGAUGAAAAAGGGAACCUUUAUCAUGGAAGAAAUCUGGACUACAACUUUGCUGAUAUAUUAAGAAAUCUGACAGUGGAUCUUAAUUUUAUAAAGGGAGGGCAGGUACAGUAAGUCAUCUAAAACCGAUUGUUUAGAUACAAGACCCCAUUGUAAGAUGUGUCUGUUGCUGAAUAAUAAGGUUACAGUGAUCUCUACAUAGCUCAGAACUAUGAGAAAUGAUGACAUGGGAAAACCACCUAUUCCUACACUUAUGUCCCAGAAAACAUAAAUAAUAAAUAAAAUAGUUAUCGAUCUGUGGGUAUAAUUAAAAAGACACUCUAAAUAUCAAAACAACUACAGUCUUAAUGGUGUCCCUGGAGUCUGAAAAACGCUUAGCCAUCAUUCAGACAUCCACUAGAGGCAUUUUCUCCUAGAAUGCAUUUUUGAAGAUGUUCAUGUUUGGCAGAAUUCUCCUCUAUGAAUGAUAUCCUAUUGGUGCUGUGUGACAUUUGCCACACAUGCUCAGUAGUGCCCUCAAUGCUUCCCUUCCCUGUGCCCUCAAUGCUUCUGCUGUGGCGAGACCGUGGCACUGCUAGAUAUGAGGUGAUUUUCAAUUUUUUUUCAUUUGGAGAGGAGCGCUCAUUAAUCUAAUCCAACCAAGAACAGUAUUCUAAUCCAAUAUAAAUGUAUUUAUAAUAUUACAAUGUUCCUUUAAAUUGUUACACCAUUAAACGAUCAGUGUUGCAACUGGUCUGUGAUAAUGACUGUUACUUUUUAAAUAGCCAUACUGUUGAUUCUAAAGGAAGUUGGUGGGAUGCAAAUUGAAAAAUACCAGAAUAAUGGUAACCUUGCUGUUUUUUGCCUGCUCUGCUGCCUGAAUUUCAGUCUUCUCACCUGUACUUGGUUCAGGGUCCUGACGCUCUGUCCCGGGUACUAUCCACAUACAACAACGUAGCAUGGGUACAUUGUUAGACGUGCAAAACUUACUGCUUAAAUUGAUGUAAGAGAAUCUCCUUAAAGGUACAUUCUAUGCAACAUAAACUCUAACCUAUCACUCUCAGACAAUGAAUGUCUUCAUCUAAUUCCACAUUAUCAAAGCAGUUGAGAUAGGUGGUUCCAGGAUACCAUGAAGAGCCUUAUCUAUCAUGUUGUUCCGUAAACAGCGCUAGUGAACUCUAGCGAGCUAUAGAGGUUAUGUUGCUAAAAGUGGUCCUUUAAACAAAGCAAAGCCAUGUUGACCUGUGCAGCUCAGCCUGUUUUAGGAAUGAUUGUAUGUUUGCAUGAAGUGAGGUAGAUUCAGACAAAUGAGAAAGGUGAAUAUCUACAUAUUUAUUAUUGUGUAAAAUCGGUAAUAUUCAUAGGGAAGUUGUGAACCUCAAGAAACUUCAGCUGUUGAUAUGAAAUUGUACAGACAUUCUAGUCUAGACCACAAACCAUAUGAGUUAUCAUCGUGGUUCAAACAACACUAUUUCUAUGGAAGUAGUAGAGAGACUUAUUUUAGCUCGUGCUAAAACACAGAGAGUGGGCAGGAUAGAAUUUCAGGUUGACAGCUGCCUACAGGUGUCUGUCUACAAGGGGCACCAACAUUGACUACAAAUGUGCAUUUUUAAAAAUUUUAGAUAUAUUUUGAUAUACUUUAUUUUUUCCCUUCAUUGCUACAUGCAUUAUUUGUUUGUGGACUUGCAGACUCGUAUGGAGCAAGCAAGAGAGAACUGAAUUUUUGGAGGGGGUGUAGUGGGCACUUAAGAAUGAUGUGCCUACAAGCAUCGGCCCUGCUAAUGCAGCUAGCAUAACAAGUAACCGUGUGAAGAAUGGGUCUAUUCAAUCACUCUGCAACAGCUUUUUAAAACGUGGUUAAAGACUGUUACAUAUAAAUAUGUGACAGCAUCAUUACCACAAUCCUUUUUCAAUUCUCUGCUAAUGAGUAUAUUUCCCAGUUACAUUAUUUUUUUUUAAAUGUAUCGGAUAUGAUCACAUGUGCCGAGAGACUUUAAUUUAAAUAAUUUAGCUCUUGAAUUUCCUAUGCCUGCAGUAGCCUGCUCAAAAAGAUGUCUGUUUUUAAACAUACUUAUAGUGAUGAUUAUAUCACAUAUUCUAUACGACAGAUAAAGACCUCACUAACAGGCAGGGCCGGUGCAAGGAUUUCUGCCGCCCAAGGCAAAGAUUAAUUUUGCCACCCUCCUCAUGAAAGCAAAUACAAUCUCACAGAGGUUUAUUCAGUAAACUCUGAAUUGCAGUGAGUUGAAAACCAAAUUGCAAAGUUUAAGCAAAAACAGCUGAACUGUGACUGUAGCCGAAUUGGAGAAUUCUUCUAGAUCAGCUAUUUUGGCCUAAAUUUUGCCAUAUGGUUUCCAGUUAGGUCUGCCUAAUACACACAUACUGCUUAAUGCGUACAUCCAUAAACACACUACCUAAGACCUGCAUCCAUACACACAUACUGCCUAAUGGUACAUUGAAUAGAUAAUUUAUCGCCGUGAUAAAUUAUGUAUUCAAUUGCAUUUGGUGAAUUUAAUUAAUAAGACUAGCACAGACGAGCACACACAUUGACAGACGAGCACACUCACUGACAGACACACACUAACAGUCACAAACACUUACAGACACACACUCACUGACACACCCACACACACAGAGACAAACACACAGACUCCGACAAUUUUAUUUUUUUGAGGCAAAUUCAGCCUCCUUACCUCCCUGGGGUCCAGUGUAGGGCAGCUUCUCACUCCUCCAGUGCACUGUUUCGUAUGCUGGGGCCGGAAUUACAUCAUAUUCCGGCUCCCAGCAUCACAGAGGGUGCUCGCGGGAAGAGUGCUGCAAGAACAGCCUCCCUCGCCACCCACACUGCCGCCUAGAUCCUGCACCUCUCUCCUCCGGCAUUUCACGGCAGAACAGGCACCUGCCAUCAAGGUAAGCAGGUGCCUGCUCUACCAUUCUUUAAAAUCACAGCAUCAGGGCCCCCUGUGCCAGUGAGUCUCCCCCACUUGUUGAAUGUGAAGCGUUGAGGUGUAACCACUUUAAUUCAUUGUAUCCUCUAACUCCUUCCUCAUAGCAGAUGCGACAUGAUCAUAGUGUAUGUUCACUGGCCAGUGCAGACUACACCACAGCCUUGUGUCCAUUGCUUCUCAGAUUGCUCAACAUUCCUCUAAUUCUCUAGCUGACCUUAUGGUGUGUGUUGUAUGUCGGCCCCUCAAGCCAACUUUUACCUGACCAGUUGGUAUACCUAGUCCUGGUGGGCAUUUGCUCUUCCUCUAUCUCCACUGCCUCUAUCCCCGUUGUAUUGAUGAUUUUUGUCUCCUAAACUUCAAUUCUCCUCUCCUGAAACCUCUAUCAAAACCACCAUCAUGCCCCUUCCAUGGUACCACCUCUCCUUAAACUCACAUCACAGUCACACUCAUUCACACUCUCACCUUCAAAUCAAUCAAACAUUCAUUCACACACUGUUAAUUACUCUGUCAAAAGAAAAUAUAAAUAGGUGGGAAAAAAGGGCUUGUGUAGAUGUUUAUGUUUUGAUGUUUCAUGUGCUGUGUGUGGAAAUGUGUAGUGUAUUAAAUGUAAUCAAAAUCAGUUCAAAUUCUUUACUAAACAAAUGAUUCCUCUUUGUCACCAUCCUCGGCCCUGUGUCCUAGUUCUAAUCAACAAAACACAGACAAAUCAUGAUACAAAUGUAAUGAUUUAUAUAGUGCGUUGCUAAUGAACUUGGAUUAUAAACUCUUGAUUGAUCGCAAGUUUGGAUUUCACAUCCAUUACUGAUUUGAUAAGCAGAGCAAGAUCCUUUGUGUGUAUAUAUUGCCUUAUUCAUUUACAUUGCUGUACGCUGCCUUAAUUAUAUAAGUAUGGAGAAAAUGGCAGCCUUUAAAACUAAUGGAACCUGGAUAUCAUUGAUUGGAUAUAUACUGACAGAGGAAAUAUUGGCUGCAACAAUAAAAUCAUUUUAUUUUACCUCUUCUGAAGAAUUGAACCCUGAGUAUGUUAAGGUAAAACUAAGCUUCAAUAUAUCUUGAUGCACUAAUUGAUUAUAUUUAUCAACAACUGAUCAUUCUCCACUGCCAUUUUGAUUUAGUUAUAUUUGUCCUUUAAUUCCAGAUAGUAUAUACAGGAACAACUUUCAUAGGGUAUGUUGGUCUGUGGACAGGACAGAGCCCUCAUAUAUUCACAGUUUCUGGCGACGCACGAGGUAAACCUUAUUUGCUUUGCCUUUUCUUAUUUUAUUAAAUGUAUUAAAGGUUUAUAUUCUGGGUGCUAAUUAAAUAUCGCAUGUUACAACAUUAAUUUGGUUUCAAGAUUAAAUUCCAGCAAAGUCCCAAAAACAUAUUUAUGCACAAAAUCAAAUCCGUUUAAAGAAGGAAAACCCCAUGUUAUCACAUGGAAACUAUUUGUCAUGCUUUUAGUAGAAUGACUGUUACAGCCUGUAGCUAUAACUGGAUUGGAGAGAUUUUCCUGAUCAGCUGUGCUUGCGUACCUUUUGUCAAAUUGAUUUCAGUUUGCUACCAUUUGGAAUUUUAACUCCAGAGACUUUUAUAAAAUACUAUAGAAUUUAAACAUAAACAAGCAUGUCUUCACCUUUCAGCUUUUCACUAAUUUCCUUACUCACAGAGCAAGAUGGCAAGUGGUGGGAAAAUGCAAUUUAUGCUUUCCUGAAGAGAAGCUCUCCUGUCAGCUGGCUAAUUAGAGAUGUAAGUAAUAAUAGUAAUAUUGCAAUACGAGUCUUGAACAAAUGGGUAAUUCAACAAUACUGUGCUAUCUGUAUGGUUGCAUAAUUUACCAGUACAUAUCACAGAGGAUAACAUGAAUAUAUUCUCCUUAAAAGUGAAGCCCACUUGGAUUUGUCUGUGUUAUGACAUUUGGAUUACUUCACUCUAAUGUAAUAUGUACAGUUAGAUAACCAAUGGAUGAAGGUACCCAGUUAAGUCCUAACUAAUAGACAUCUGCAAUUCGUUUCGUUCCGAAUGCAAAUUCAGACGAAUUUCGGAAAUUCGGAUGCUGCCGAAUUUCCGAAGUGCAGAAUUUCCAAAGUGCUUUGGAUUUCUGAAAAGUGCUAAAACAGGAGAGGGUUGGGGUUAGGGGUUAGGGUAGGGUUAGUGGUUGGGGUAUGGUUAGGGUUAGUGGUUGGAAUAGGGUUAGGGGUAGGGUUAGGGUAACCCUAACCCUAUUCCUAACCCUAACCUUACCCCUAACCCUACCAUAACCCUACUCCUAACCCUGCUCCUAACGCAACCCUAACCCUACCACUAGCCCUACACUAACCCUACCUCUAACUCUACCCUUAACCCUACCCUAACCUACCCCUAACCCUACACGUACCCGAAGUGCCGAAUUUCAGAAUGCUGAACCGAAUAUUUUUCCCAUGCACAUCCCUACUAACUAAACAAUGAGCACAUCAGUUGCAACAUAUCCAUGAGAACUAUGACACUUACAUUAAGGCAAAUGAAUGAAUCAGUUUCAACUUGGGGGUAUCUUGUGAGAAAAUCUUCUGUAGACUCUUGAUCUCAAGUUCUAAGCCAUUCUUUCUUCAUCCAUGGAGCAGAGUAAGUCCUAGGUAUAUGUAUAGUUCCUCUACCAAUAUUAUUUGCUUGUGUUUGGAGAGGGGCAACAUUCUCUUUGUAGUUAAUAGAUCCUGUUUGCCUUGGAAUUGUAUUUAGUACCAUAGUCAUAUAGAUGUACAUGUUGCAUAAACACUGUUGCAGUUAUUCUUCAAACACAAACCCCUUGGUUGGUCACUACCUCUGGUAGCCUUUAAUGGAGUUGGAUGUGUAAUUUUUUUUAAAUGUCAAUACACAGUUUAUUUUCACAAAUAUCAAACAUAAUCCUUCUUUUCACCAGACUUUAAACAAUGCUAAGGAUUUCCAAUCAGCUGUUUUACAUCUCUCUGUUACUCCAAUCAUUGCUGAAACAUACUAUAUUAUGGCUGGGACACAACCGAAAGAGGGAGUGGUUAUUACCAGAAACAGAAAUGGACCUGCUGAUAUUUGGCCUUUGGACCCAUUAUAUGGAGAGUGAGUUGCUUAUAACUAAUAGCUGCACAGCACUGUCCUUAAAGUUACACUUCGAAAGGCAGCAAUCACUGUAUGCUGCACAUUGAAGGGCAAAAGACAAAAUACUUGAGAAACUAUCUUCUCUGCAUUGGAAUUUAAUUGAAAUUCCACAUCAAUCAGGAGAAAACAUAAGACAAAGCAUGAAUUACUUUGUCUUAUGGUAAAGUACAAUUUGUUCAAAAAGAGUAAAGCUUUUAGUCCGUAAUAAAUGUAAUAUAGUUAAAGGACUAUAACCAGCAAAAAGCCUGCACUCAUCAUUCUCCCAGUGUGUGUUAAACAUAGGACUCUUCCAGCACUUACAGACUGGCUCCUCAACUGUACUUCGACUAAUGCAAAAGUGGACUUAAACAUUAACUACUCCAAUACCCGUCUGCUUUCAGCCUAUCAUUGUCACCCAAAGUUGAAUGGGCUAAAUUGGUAGUUUCUUACUGCAUUAGUUGAACAACAGGAGAGGGAUAAGUCUGUAGGUUCGUGAAGAACCUAGUCGUCAAACUGCUCGACCAUGGUCUGACACAAGCUGGUGUGCUUUCCAUAGAAACAUAGAAUGUGACGGCAGAUAAGAACCAUUCGGCCCAUCUAGUCUGCCCAAUUUUCUAAAUACUUUCAUUAGUCCCCAGUCUUAUCUUAUAGUUAGGAUAGCCUUAUGCCUAUCCCACGCAUGCUUAAACUCCUUUACUUUGUUAACCUCUACCACUUCAGCUGGAAGGCUAUUCCAUGCAUCCACUACCCUCUCAGUAAAGUAAUACUUCCUGAUAUUAUUUUUAAACUUUGGCCCCUCUAAUUUAAGACUAUGUCCUCUUGUUGUGGUAGUUUUUCUUCUUUUAAAUAUAGUCUCUUCCUUUACUGUGUUAAUUCCCUUUAUGUAUUUAAAUGUUUAUAUCAUAUCCCCCCUGUCUCGUCUUUCCUACACAAAUCAUUUAUGUAUCUAAAAAAAAUGUUUCCCCUUUUUUUACUGACUGCGCUAUUUUCUCUCCAUACUCCUUCCACAAAAGCCUUACAAUACACUAUAUAGAGCUCCUGUAUAGUCACGAGACUUGAAGGAGGAAGGGAAACAAGACAAUUAUUUUUGUUUCAGUAUAAAAUAUCAAAAUAUUUAAAAGAAAUAUUAUAUAAAUAUAUAUAUAUAUAUAUAUAUAUAUAUAUAUAUAUAUAUAUAAUACAUUGCUAAACAUAAAUACACACAAAUACAAGAAAUCCAUGUAUAAAGUGGAAUUAUGAGGCAAAAAUGUGUUUCUUUGUUGAGCUCAUUUGCACUUACUUCAUCCACACUUUUUCCCCACUACAACUAUGUGGUAUAUAUAUAAAGACAAACAGGGUAGCUGCACUCACCUAAACGUGCAUAAAUGGGGUUCAGCUGGGGCCAAUUCAUACAAAGUACAAUAUCCAGUGUGCUCACUUCAAAGCUUGCAGAUUUUAUUAGUUUUUAUUUUUUCUAAGAACACCUAAUCUAGGCAAAAAAAUAAUGGGGGUUUAUAUAUAAAUAUAUUUGGGAGUCUAGGCCAACUCCCUGGUUUUGCACCCCUCCCUGUCACAGGUGUCUCAUUCCAGGGUCCUAUUUACAUUGUACUGGAUAGAGAAUGGUCAUGCCUUCGCCCAUCCAAUCCAUUGUAUUAUACCAUACUAUAGGAACAGGGAAUUAUUAACACUCUUCUUAGUCACUACAAUCAAGCUUUUUUGAAGGUAGUCUGAAUUUACUGAAUACUAUUCUAGAAUUACAAGUUCAGUUCAGAAUUACGUUUGUGGUUGAUGGUGGUCAGAAUUCUUUCAGUACUGUGACUAUAAUUCUGAUAAGUUUGAGGGUUAUCUUUAACAGACAUCAAAUUGCUCGAAGGCAACUUAGCAUAUCCUGUGCUAAUCUCCGAGUGUUCUUUAGACCUUAAAUAAAUACAUGAAUUCUAGUACCAUUAGGGAUUUUCCUUGUCUUGUUACAGCUAUACAAUGUAGGUAUGUAAAAAUGUAGUUCAUCGGUUUUAAAUUGAUCUACUUGAUAACUGUAUAAAAUGAAGGUGUCUCUUUUUAAAUACUUUGGUGUGCAUGAGUAAUUGUAUUUACCUUUUCUUCUGUACAUACAGAUGGUUCCACGUUGAGACAAAUUAUGAUCACUGGACCAACCCUCCUCCAACAGAUGACCGCAGGUACAUCCAUGCUCAUGCAUAGUCUGUUUCCCUGUGGUUUACAUGCUACAUUUUUCAUGCUUCUAAAACUAGGCUGUGUGUGAGCAGGAUUUAUUUCCAUUUUUCUAUUCAGAGGACCGCAACCUUUGCAAUUCUAGUAAAGCUUGUUUUUUCUAGGUGCCUGUUGGCUCAUACCAAGCACAGUUUUACAAACAGACGUCACUUACCAUGACCAUUCCUGAUGUACUGUAGGAGAGGGAGUGGGGAGAGGAGAGUUAUGUUCUCUGGAGUACACCUUGUGUGCAGAUAUUAAGAGUAAUUCAAUACCAGUGGAAGACCAAUAAAUGAUCUCCUAGUCACCACCUUGUUUUGAUACAAGGAUCAUGGACAGUCCACAUUUUCAAGGCAAUAUUUAUAAAUCUCUCCUCUCUCUCUCUUUUAAUUUUUUUAAAACAUUUUUUCUCUUCUUUCCCUUCCCCUUCAACACCAUGCUGUAAAACAGGCAGACACUGUAAAGUUAUGAUUAUUCUCUUAUUUUUCAUCUUUUCUUUUUCCUGUUCAGCUAAAGGGAAACUCCAGACCUCUAAAGCACUUUAGCUUGUUUAAAGGGAGCCUCUAGGCACCCAGACCACUUCAGCUCAUUCAGCUCAUAUCUAUCCAACCAAAGCGGCUGACUAAGUACUUCUGUUUCUGUUGGCAAUGAUGGUUUUCGCAGUAAUUUGACUAUUUAUACUUUUUUCCCCUCUCUAAGUAAUCUUUUUAUAUAAAUAGUUUAAUUUUGGACAUUUGAAGCCUGCUCUAGGAUAUUAUUAUUAUUAUAUAUGAUAUAUCCUAUACACAUCCUACAUUAUAAGUCUUAUAUUGAAUCCAAUAAAGGUUAUGUUUUAUUAAUUUAUGGGUUGCUUUUUAUCUAGGAAAGGUUAGGACUGUCUACCCCCAAAUCUCCCUUCCCCUUUUUUCCAUUGAAACACUUAAAUUCUAUUAGGUUCAGCAACCUAACACACUCUCCCUGUUUAUAUCAGUCUGCAUUAUUAUUAGCACUUGUUUUUAACCCUUUAGUUUUCACGGCACGAAGGGGGGCAUGAUGGAGGGGAUAUGCAGAUGGAGCAAUAGUACCAGGAAUACAUCUUUGUAUUCCUGGCACUAUAUUAUCCCUUUAAAUGCUUUGUCUGAAGCAAGUGUUCUCUUUUUUUCAUUUUACAAAAAGUGUCGAUUUCAAUAGAAAUUUACACUUUUAUAAAUUAACUUGGUUACAUCCCCGUGGCAGUCAAUCAAACAACCGGUCCUGUUACUUCCUGAUUGUUUAGUUCAGUGGAAAAAAGCACAGAGAAAAUAAAAGGAUUGUGUAUGCAACUGGAAGGGUUUAAGCAGUAUCACUGGAGUGGCAGUCCCUGGUCAUCCUAUUCCCUUCAGGGGCUGAUCAUAAACCCGCUUCGUCAGUCUGCCUCUUAAGCUUAGCUCCACAGAGCUAAAAAAAACCAGAAUGGAAUUAUUAGGAAUGGCUGACUGACACAGACUGGUCGUAACAUGAGUUAUUUCUAUUAAAAACUGCACUAUUUGUAAAAUUCACACACAAAGUAUUUCGACAAGUGUCCCAAGGUUUGCUAGAAAAUUGGGAUCUACAGGUCACCGCAUUGUGGCAAUAAAUAAGGUAUUAGGGCGACAAAAUACAUCAACAUGGAACAUGGAAUCAUAGUUGGAAGACUUCCAACAAUAUACAUAAGGGACACAAAAACAAAAAAUGAAAAGAGAAGAAAAAUAGUGCAACUCUGCAUGGAUAGUUCUGUUAAUAGCUUUCCAUAAUUCUUUAUUUAGUUAAUAAACCUUAUCAUGCAUGCAGAAAUUUAAAUGUGUCAUUUUGUGAAGUUUUUCAGAUAUUUGUUUUGAAGAGUUUAACUCUUCUUUUUUUUUGUCUCACAGAACUCCAGCCAUUAAAGCUAUGAAUGCAACUGGCCAGGCAAACAUCACCCUAGAUAGUUUAUAUAAGGUGAGUUAUAUGUUUAUGUACAUUACACUGUAAUCUAAAUAAAGUACUCAUACUCUUAUACUGUAGUAAUCAACGCCAACCAACUACUUGAUAUUAUGGUUAAAGUAUUUAGGAUUUUGAUAAGAUUUCUAAAACUUUCCAUUCAUUCACAAUAUAUUGAUUUUUAAAACCACACAAAAUACAUAUUAAGAUAAUUAUUAUAAUUAUUGCAUUGAUGCAGAAUAAAAUAGAGAUAUAAGUUAAGAAGGUUGGCUAUGGCAUUUAGAUUUAAUUUGCCUUAUUAUAUUAAAAAAUAGCCAGGAAAUGGCUGGACUUUGGGCACUAGUUAAAGGUACAAUUUAGACAUAACAACAAAUGUUGUGCUCCUUAUAACAUUUAAGUAUAAAAAAUCUAUAUUUUUGCAUUGUCAGUAUUAUAUAGUUUAAAAAAAAUGAAAUAAAAUAAAAUAAACAAUGAAUUGUGUUUAAUUUUUGGAUGGUUUGGAAGAACUAGUUCCUAUUUCUGUUGUUUUUAAUUAUCUACCUCCAAACAAAGCAUUAUUCUUUUAUUAUCGAAAUCUACAAAAAAUAGCUAUUAUUAAAACAUAGGACAAAACAAAAACAGCAAUUCUGUGUAUAGAUGUUCAGGGAAACUUAAUGUACAAAAAAAAUUCUAUGCAUAUGGCAAAUAAAAGUUAGUCAAUAUACUGCUUGAGGGUAUUUAUGAGGGACAUGCUGUCAUUUUUGGAAAGUCAGAUAGCCAUAAUGGCAUCUCAAUGUAAAAAAUAUUGUCUGUUAAUGUCCACAGAUAGUAUAGUGGCAAACAUUAGCCAUCAGUACUAUACAGCUAUUGCAGGUUGGUAUAACAGCAUUUUUAUUCUUAUUAAGAAUUUAACUAUUUUAUUAUAGGAUCUUAAAGGACCACUAUAGUGCCAGGAAAACAUACUCGUUUUCCUGGCACUAUAGUGCCCUGAGGGUGCCCCCACCCUCAGGGUCCCCCUCCUGCUGGGCUCUGGGGAGAGAAAAGGGGUAAAACUUACCUUUAUUCCAGCGCCCGGGGGGGAGCUCUCCUCCUCCGAUCAUCCUCCUCUCCUCCCAUUCGCUCUUGCCGCGCGUGCGCAUUCAGCCAGUCUCAUAGGAAAGCAUUUACAAUGCUUUCCUAUGGACGCUUACGUGUUCUCACUGUGAUUUUCACAGUGAGAAUCACGCAAGAGCCUCUAGCGGCUGUCAAUGAGACAGCCACUAGAGGAUUUGGAGGAUGGAUUAACUCAUUUAUAAACAUAGCAGUUUCUCUGAAACUGCUAUGUUUAUAAAAAGAGGGUUAAUCCUAGAGGGACCUGGCACCCAGACCACUUCAUUAAGCUGAAGUGGUCUGGGUGCCUAGAGUGGUCCUUUAACAUGUAUAGCUUGGAGGAACUCCGAGCCAGGGGAGAUACGAUAGAAACAUUUAAAUACAUAAGGGGAAUCAACACCAUAAAGGAUAUUUAAAAUAAAAGAAACACACACAUACAGAUAGACACAUACAUAGAUACAUACAGAGACAUACACAUACAGAGACACACACACAUACAUACACAAAAUGUUUCCUACCUUGUUACUUUCCCUGGGGUCCAGUGGUGGCUCAGCCUGAUGGUAGUCAGAGCUCUGAUUCCCUCCUCCUCCUUCCUCCCGCGCGGGCUCUCUGUAUGCUGGGGGGAGUGACCGGGGAAUCACUUCCUCCCAGCUCUGAUGUAAUCACAGGUGGCCCGGUAUUUAAGGAUAUUUAAAAUAAAGAAAAGUACCACAAGAGGACAUUAAUUAAAUUAGAGGGGCAAAGGUUGAAAAAUAAUAUCAUGAAGUAUUACUUUACUGAGAGGGUAGUGGAUGCAUGGAAUAGUUUUCCAGCUGAAGUGGUAGAAGGUAACACGGUGAGGGAAUUUAUGCAUGCUUGAGAUAGGCAUAAGGAAAUCCUAGAUAUGAGAGACUAAUGAAAGUAUUUAGAACAUUGGACAGACUAGAUGGGCCGAAUGGCUCUUAUCUGCCGUCACAUUCUAUGUUUCUAUGUUUUAAUAGAUUUAAAGCUAGUUUAUCCUCCUAAGGCAGCAAUAACAUAAAGUAGGCUUUUCCAGUAGCUGCGGCUUAGGUCUGCACAAUGUUGAGGAAGAAAUUCAUAGGAUAUCUGGUCUGAUCAGCUCUCUUGAAAUCAUUCCACAGCAUCUCUAUGAGGUUAUGGUCUUGUCACAAGUUUGGGGUGAAUAGGCUCGGUAUGCAGAGAUUUUAUAUGGACACAGUCACUGAAUUAAUAGGUUUUAUUUUGAAAACAAAUAAAUAUAAUGCAAAAGUACGCAGUGGCGUACAUACCGCGUUCGCAGGGGUCGCAGCUGCGGACCCCGGCCCGCGCGGCAAACCGCCGGGGCCACAUAUGGAGGGGGCCAUCAGGUGGCCCAUUCUCAGGACCAUCCGAUGGAUAUGGAUUGUAAGGGGGCCCGGUCAGCGCUGGGCGCUUUAAGAGUGCGACCGGGCCACCUGUGAUUACAUCAGAGCUGGGAGGAAGUGAUUCCCCGGUCACUCCCCCCAGCAUACAGAGAGCCCACGCGGGAGGAAGGAGGAGGAGGGAAUCAGAGCUCUGACUACCAUCAGGCUGAGCCACCACUGGACCCCAGGGAAAGUAACAAGGUAGGAAACAUUUUGUGUAUGUAUGUGUGUGUGUCUCUGUAUGUGUAUGUCUCUGUAUGUAUCUAUGUAUGUGUCUAUCUGUAUGUGUGUGUCUCUGUAUGUAUGCAGUGGCGUACACACAAUCCAUGGGGCCCCGUAUAUAUAUGUGUCUGUGUCUAUGUAUAUGUGUGUGUCUCGGUGUGUGUGCCUGUGUCUCUGUAUGUAUGUGUCUGUGUGUAUAUAUGUGUGUGUGUCUGUAUGUAUAUGUCUGUGAAGGGAUGUAUGUAUGGGUGUGUGUCUCUGUCUCUGUAUGUGUCUAUGUGUGUGUGCCUGUGUCUCUGUAUGUAUGUGUCUGUGUGUAUAUAUGUGUGUGUGUCUGUAUGUAUGUGUCUGUGAAGGGAUGUAUGUAUGUGUGUGUGUAUGUUUGUACGUGUCAGGGGAAUGGGGGGUGGGUGGGAGGAGGCCCACGGAUCACUUUCGCACCGGGGUCCCAUGGAUUGUGUGUACGCCACUGUCCCAAUGCAAGUAAAAACGGUAAACAAAGCAAUUCCUUCAUAAGAAAUAAAAGUCUUUAAGAAAAAUAAAGUAUUUAGCAGAGUUCCAGCACUUGCUAAAUGAAGAAAGACUUGAUUGAAGCGGUAGUUGAAUUGCAGGAGAUAUAUCAAAGCUGGGAUAGUUAACCAAAGUAGAAACCGCACUGCAGGGGUUAACCAAGGUUGUUUCAGGCAGACAAGAGUUGAUUCAGGGGAAUUCCACAGGUGAGUGUAAUCAACGUACUUCAGGCACAAGCUGGCUCUAUACUCCAGAGGAAUAACAAAACAACUAAGCACAGACCCCAGAGUGGUCUGUGCUUAAAUAGGGAAAAGGGAAUGGGAGCCCUCGCAUGAGGGUGGGUCUAAGGGCCUAUAUAAGUCGAAGGCUCCUCUGGGUAACUGAGAAUUCCACAAGCCCCUAUGUGGGCAGGAUGCUAUGUCAGUUUGUGCAUUUAACUUGAAAACCUCCAUGCUGCUUCCAUACUUGCUGAGCUGGAUUCCCCAGAGUUUGUCAGCCUAAGGGUAUCCUGGAGCAGCAUGGGGAACCAUGUAUUAUCUUCUGUUUGCUAAGAUCUAGCUUAGUUUGUGGCAGAUCUUUUUUUACAUUUUCAUUGGUGCCUAUGGUUGCAGUUUAUUACUUUUUUAUUAAUCUUAAGUACUGCAUUAACUUGGCAAGUGAAUUAUAGCGUACUACCAUCUAUAGCAAAAUGCUAUUUUUGUUUAAUAAAAUGUGUACUUUUUUUCUACUCAAAUAGGUAUUAUCAGUAACACCAGUGUUAAAUCAGUAAGUACCAUUUUUAUUUUUGCUUUUCUUUUCUUUUUUUAUUCUUCUUCUCUACAACAAAAUAUCUCUGGUGGACAGGGCUGCCAUCAGAAAACCUGGGACUCCUUAAAAUGCACAAGCUGGGUCCCCAGAGAUAACACACACACACACACACACAUGCAUUCCAGACACACUUAAAGACACAUACUCAUACACAAAUGCAAAAUGCAGACAGACACACACAGGGAUACUCAAUGCCAGACAUACAGAUACCAAUACACACUGCCAGACAGAUACACACCGACAGACACACAUACACACUGACAGAAAUACGCACAAAUCUAAUAUGUUUUAGCCACUCUCCUCUCUGCCUGCCUUUUGUCAGGAAAGUGGCAUCCCUGUGGUCCAGCUGGGAUUCGGCACGGCUGUGAGCUGUGCUGAGGGGGCUUAGCUGGGCUGUCCUUCUCCUCUUGUGUGUCCUUCUUUGAGCACUGUGAGGAAACAAGGUAGGUAGGUACAGACAUGCAGAUAUUGAAGCGAGAAAGGGCAAUUAAGAGAAGAAAGCAGAGGAGAGGACAUUUAAGAUUUAAAGAUAGGAGGGCAUGGUAAAGAUCAGAUAGGGGAAAGUAAUAAAUGUUGAACAUAAAUUAACAGGACUAUUGAUGCAAUAACUAACAUUAACAAAAACAAUUUAAGUUAUCAAUUAGCUGAAAAACUAUAGGGGAGGUAGGUAAAUAGGAAAGCAAAUGUAAAUUUAAAAACAGGGAUAAAAAAAUGGAUAGUGCAGGUAUUCUUGAGAAGAUCUUCCAGAGAUGCUACCUCCACAUAAGGCUUUUGAACUGCAAGACUUGCUAGCUGUGAGUCCUGGGAGCAACCUUUAAGUUUGUUUGUUGGCCCUCCUCCAGUUAAUUUUGUCUAGUGGGAAACAAAAGAUAGCAAACUCCCCAGUUAAAACAGGGGGGUUGUGAAGAUAAGGUGCACUAAAUAGCAAACCGAUUUUCAGCAGUGAAUAAAUAAUUCCUAAAUAAAAUAAUAUUACUUAAUGCACAAAAAAUAAAGAAAAUAUACGAAUCGCAGCACACAAAUAUAUACAGAUCUUUUCUACACUCAAAAUUCCAAAUGUGAGAGGAAGUGUAAGAGAAUAAAGAUGUGGAAUUAUCUUCCUGAAGAGGUGGUUUUAUUAGAGUCUGUACAGAUGUUUAAACAGCAAUUGGAUAAAUACUUACAAAAACAUAACAUACAGGGAUAUAAUUUCUAAUUAGUGGGGUAAUAGCUGCUUGAUCCAAGGAGACAUCUGACUGCCAUUUUGGGGUCAAGAAGGAAUUUUUUUCCUAGUUUGUUGCAAAAUUGGAAGCGGUUCAGACUUUUUUUUGCCUUCUUUUGGAUCAACAGCAAAAAGGCUGAGAGAGGCUGAAUUUGAUGGACGCAAGUCUCUUUUCAGCUAUACGUCUGAGAUUUUUUAAAUUUUUUUUUAAAUAUGGGUAAGAUAGGAAUAGGCCUUUAAAUACAGCUCAUACGAAAAUCAAAGCCAAAAAGUCUUUUCACUCCAAAUGGUUAUUUUCUACGCAAGUAUAUUAAAGUAACUGAAAGUCACAAUUUGACAAUCAUAAUAAUCUGUAUAUAUUUAUACAAUUAAUUACUUAUUUUUCAUAAUGUUUUACAUUUAGAGUGCAGAGUCUGUGUGGCAUUGAUAUAAGAGACAAAACAGUGAGGUUUGUGGUGAGAAAUAAGCGUCAAUAAGUCCGUCAGUCACACAUCUGUCCCAAUAUAUUGAUGUCCCACUGCUGCCACCAACUGUUAAAUCCUAUUAAAGAUGAGGAGUCGAGUUGUUUGUUUAAAGUUUAUUGAAAAGUGCUUAAUUAUGAAUUCAAAUGAAGAAUCAAGAUACAACAGAGCGUUUCUUAACAAUAUAACUGGAUACAACUAGUUAGAAUAUUAAUUAGUAUUUCAAAUAGUAGAAUAUUUUAGCUACUAGGAAGAACUUAUUCAAAGAUUGCUUUCACAUCACCCACUAAACCCCCACAACUUUUAAAAAAAAUUCAAAAAAACUACACAUUGACAUUGGGCCAAAAAUGGUACGUUUAAGGCCUGCUUCAAUUACUGCAAUCACAAACUCGCCUCCUAACCUAUACUUAGUCAUCUCCAAAUUUUAUCUCAAAGACCUCACUUAUAUUUUUGUAAACUGUGAAUAUUUACUUUUAUACAUAGUAUUUUACUGAAACUCAGUAAUGAAACAGAAUACAGAUUAAUUUUACCAAACAUAUAAGCCAUCCCAGCCAAACUCCCAGUACAUUUAUCUUCUUACAGGAGAAUCACAUGCAUUCUUUGGUACACAGUUACUUCCUCUUUCAAUAGCUUUUUGACAGCUUAAUAUUAACAGGAUCAAACUUGCUGUGGCUCCAUGCCUCUCAUGGUAGUGUAAUGGAGGACACAGUGAAUACAUGUCAUAUGUGAGGGUAGUGUAUUAAGCUUUAUUAAAUCGCAGGCUUACAACUUCCAUCACAAAAAGUAUAGACAUAAAAUACUGGUAAUUGAGGGUAAACACAUAUAGAGGAAGAAACGAAAGUAGGUAUAACAUUGCAACAAAAAGACUAAUCUUCAAAAUAAGAUAAGAAAAGAAAUUACCACAGACGACUGAAAGAGUAGAGGGUAAAUUACCAUUCCUCUAAAAGUCUCCCCCGGUAUACCCACAACAAUGAGUACAACUCACACGGCCAGAAGAACUAAAUUAAAAUACCUAGUAUAUCUUUAUUGAAUUUUACUUAAACAUAAAUUAAUAGUGAAACACAAAUUCAAACGUGCUGGUGAUAUUUAAAAAGGAAAGACUUGAUGCAGCCUAUACGAAAUCUCCUGAUAUAUCGAAGUCGCUGUUAUUCAAUAGUAAUAAAAAAUUAGCUUGUACAGUCAAAAUAUUAUGGCCAAAGAAGUCGUCAUUUGGAGGACAUUCUGUCGGGACUUGAAUGGCUAAUAGUAAGUAGCACUCUAUCUGAGUAAUCUUCAAAAUAAGUUUAAAAUAUAGUAUCCUUUGAUAUAGAGAAUCCUGCAAACUUCUCACUUUGCCUAGAUAUAUGCUGCGCGUUGCAUAGUUUCUAUUGAAAAGGCAGAACAGGAAGAAAGUAUAUAGAAUCCCUAUCUCCCUUAUAAUCUUGCUAGAUAGAAAAGAUAAAGUGCAGAGAAAACUAUAUCUAAAAAGUGCUCAGUGCAUCAUGUGCAAAGUGUGCACAGUUUACAGAGUGUUGAGACAACACGCCCAGGUACAGAUCACAUGCACACCAUCAUCAGGGAAAAAUACCAAAUGGGAAUAUAUCGCCCUCCAAUUAGGUAUAUCCCCCCUUCAAGCAUUUGGAAAGAAAUGUUAUCAGUAUGAAUAUGUUUUUUGGUAUUGUCCUGUUGCACCAAGAAGAAGUGAUCAGUGUUUUGUUCUUGGAUUUUAGACAAACAAUAUAUACUACGGUUAUGAGUGCUGCUUUUCCUGAGAAAUAUACAACUCGGAUCAGAAAUUAGCAAAAAGGUGUGUAUUCCAAGCUGGACAUUUUCCUUUUACUUUGUUUUAACAUUCAUUUAUUAUUAUAAAAUGUUCCAGUUUUUUGGACGUGGUCUACCCUUUAUGGUGUGAUCAGUCUGAUAUAAUAUAUAAUAUGGGUAGACCACGUCCAAAAUACUGGCACAUUUUCUAAUAAUAAAUUAAUAUAAGAUAUAAUUAUAUAUAAUAUAAUAUAAUAUAAUAUGAUAUGGGUUAUCAUGGUAUUGGCACACAUUGAGCCAAAACUAACUUGAGAAAUUAUUGGGGAAGCUAUUUGAGUUGUCCAUUCUCAAUAUUUAAAAAUUGUAUUUAUAUAAGUAAAUAUAUUAUUGAGAACAACUAAUACGAAAUAUCAUUUUGUGCUUACAUCCCAUUGAUUAGACAAUGAUUUUAGAACACUGGCAGGAAUAUUCUCUUAAAGGGACACUCUAAGUACCAAAAUAGCUUUAGCUAAAUUAGGGGUUUUGGUAUAUUAUUAUUAUAUUUAUAUAGCGCCAAUAAAUUCUGUAGCGCUUUACAGUGGGUGGACUAACUAACAGAAACAGAGGGGUUGAGGGCCCUGUUCAAUGAGUUUAUAUGCUAGAGGGAGUAGGGUAAAGUGACACAAAAGGUAAGGGAAGUAUUAGGGAAGUAGAUUGGCCAACCAAGGGAGAUCACAAUCAAGUGAGAUGUGACUAGGACUGCAUAAACAAAGUGAUUUACUGCAAGCAAUUUAUUGAUUUAUUUAAUGCUUGUGCUUUUUUUAUGCAGGUCAUGUCAAUGAUGUACCUCAAGUUCUCAGCAUCUAGAACAUAUUAAUAUACCAGUAAUCAGUUUUUAAACCAAUGAGAGGAUUUUGAAAAACAAAAUAUUCUAAUUUAAUCAAAACUUUGAUGCCCUGAUCUGUUUUCCUUGCUCCAUUUUUCUUUAUCACAUGAGCCUCCAGGUGUCUCUAAUCCUAACUAUUUAAUUACCCCAAAGGCUACAGUGCAUUUGCUUAUAUCACUGGGUCUCUGGACAUUAACUCCAAACAAACUCUGCAUUAUCCUGUGUCAAUGUCCCAUUCCCAUUAGAUUGUAAGCUCACAAGUUAUCUUGCUAAGCACUUUGUAUAACUGUAAUCACCAUGUUAAUUAUUUAUUUGUAUUUUUUUCCUUGUACAACGCAGCAAAAUAUGCUGGCGCUAUGUAAAUACUAAAUAAAUAACAAUAAUCAGCAUGGAAACCGGAGCAACCAGUAAGCACAUUGCUUUAGUGAGUCCUCAUCUUUUACUUUUUUUUUUUUACACUUUGGAAUAAAACUCUUAUGUAUCUCUCCCAUAGUGUCUCCAAUUUAAGGUACCAAAAGUAACUAGCUGGUUGGCUGCUCACAUGUUUCUGGGCCAGGUUAUUGCAUUGUUAGCUCAUACACAUGUGAACUAUAAAAAAGUAUAGAGGCAUUCCAGGCGUAAUAGUUGCAUUUCGUGUCAGUUCAUGGUUAUCUCUUAGCAUGAGGAAGCAAGUAGUGUAAAUUCCAGUAAAGCAAGUCAUCGUGAGGCUGAAAAUACAGAUACAUUUUUUGUUUGCAUAGUCAAAACAUUAGAUGCAUGGUACAUUGUUAAACGUGUGAGUUCUGCAAACAGCUACACUUCACGAUUCAUUUCCAGAAUUUGACAAAAUAUGGCAGCCCUGAAAUGCCUACCUUCCGACACCGUUUAAAGACACGCAUCAAAAGCACCUUCCCUGUCUAUCCCUUUACCCCUUACUCCAGGGGUUCUCAACGUUAGUCCUCAGGACCCCUUGCCAGUUCAGGGUUUAGGGAUUACCUGGGUGUGUCUAAGGUGUUUAGAAAAAUAAAAAUAAAACACCUUAGAGUCUUAGUUUUUCUAAACACCUGAGACACACCCAGGUAAUCCCCAAAUCCUGGACUGGUAGGGGGUCCUGAUGACUGGGUUGAGAACCCCUGCCUUACUCCAUCCCCCCAUUUUUUCUAUCAUAUAUUAGUAGCGUAUUGCCUCGCCUCCCUUUUUUCCCUAUAUCCAGCUUCAGUUCCAUUUCUUUUCUGUUCACCUAUAUCCUUGGCAAACUACAACCUUUUUUAACAUCUUCACUGUAUUUACAAGUUCUGUUAUUCCUACAAUCUUCACUUUCACUUAUAUUUUUUUGUAAACUACGAUUAUUUACUUUUUCACAUGGUAUUUUUUCUCAAGUCUAGUUAUUCGGGCUAACUCUAUCCUCCUAUAACUCUUUUGGAAAAUGAUUUAGGGUCAAUAGUUACAUGUUAUUAUAUUGUACUGGAUUUUAUAAUAAUAAUAAAUGAUUUUUAUACAUGGACUAAAUUCCCCACCUGUAUUUUAUGUCUAUUUAAUUUGUUCUGAGAUGCAAUUUUACACCAUUGUAAUGUUGAUUGUUGUGCUUUAAUAAAAGUUGUUUAAAAACAAGUGUGAGUUUUGCAAUAUAAAAUGGAAGACCAGUAGUCAGUGACCAGUGAUUGUUGUCCAGGAUAUAUUUUGUUUAAAUGUGGUGUCUUCCACUUUAAAAUGAAACCAUUGCUGUUAUUACAUCAUAGUUUUGGUAUUGUCAUCACUGCAGCAUUUGUAGC
Pelobates cultripes (western spadefoot toad) is the source of this 29942-nucleotide messenger RNA. The record is from the annotation of a GenBank genome assembly. NCBI's taxonomy places the organism in Eukaryota, Metazoa, Chordata, Amphibia, Anura, Pelobatidae.